AGCUGAAGAGGCAGCGAGAGGACUCCCCGCGCUGCGCACUGAGGUCUGCGAAUCCGUUUUGGAUACCAAAUUUCGCUAUAGAGUGCUGCGGCACAACGGGAGACGCACGCGCGGCAUCUCGCAAAAGUUGCAGCCUCUCAUCGCUGGGAGAGCACCACCCAGCGUGCAGCGUGCAGCGAUGGCCGAACAACAAGCGGCAAUAGCAAUCAGCCCCGACGGCAAGACCAUAGCAACAAUAGCCGCCGCGCGCCUGACGCUGCACGCCGGCGACGGCCGGACGCCGGCGCGCCAGUACGUCCCGCCCCGGAACGGCGCCGCGAAGCGCUACGGCAGCGUCUGCUGGGCGCCCGACGCGAGCUUGGUGGCGUGCGGCGCGGCCGACGGCUCCGUGACGGUCUGGGACGUAAGAAAAGGCGUGAUUCGGACGACGCUGCCGGGAUCGGAUCCGGUGAAGACGGUGCGCUUCGCCGCGGACGGCGCCGCGCUCUGGGUCGCAACCACAACCCCCGACGGCGCGCCGCGGCGCACGGUGAGGCGCCUCGCGCUCGACGGCACAACAAACGACGUCGACGCCGACGCGCGCGGCGUUUCAACUCUAGCGCCCCACCCGUCGAGCGGCGACGCCUGCGCCGUCGCGUCGAGCCGCGUGCGCCUCGUCAAGGGCACGGAGCGGCGGACGCUGCCCGGCGCGCACGCUACCUUUGUGCGAUGCCUCGCGUGGACAAAGGACGGGAGGCGCGUCGCUUCUUCGGCCGAUGCGCGCGAGAUCCUGGUCCACGACUGCGUCUCGAAUUCAUCAGAGACGCUGCGCUGCGCGGCGCCUCUACUUUCGCUGGCGUGCUUCGUCCGAAAUGACGUGGUCGUGUGCGCGGCCGUGCUGGCCGACGGCCGCGUGCAGCUCGCAGGAUCGGAACCGGAUUCUACAAGGACCGCAGUCGCCGUGCGGCACGUGGCCGGCGAUGCCCUGGUCGUCGCGCGCGGCGACCCGCCCAAGUGUUCGCGCGAGGCGCUCAAGAUCGAGGGCGACCGCGUGGCGGGUUUAGUACCCAAGGUGGCGCCUGCGCCCGCGCCGGAGAAGCCCUCCAAGAAAAAGACGAAGGCCCCGCCGGUAUUAGGAUUUGCGAGCCUCUCGGGCGAUCCAUUGUUAGAGGAAGCUAGGCAGCAGCACGCGGCCAAGCGGCAGCGGUUAGAGGCGAGUGAAAGUGGAGACGCGUCGCUGGGCGACCGCCUCGCGGAGAUGGACGCCCUCGCGCGGCGCCACGAGGCCGGGUUGAGGGCGGACGCCGCCGCGCGCGACGCCGCCGAUUCAUCCAGGUGGGGCGGGCCGGCGGCCGAGGGCGACGCCGCGUCGCUGGCGAAAGUAUUGGAUCAGGCGGCGCGCUGCGGCGACGACCGGCUCAUGGACACGGUUUUGAGGAGGACUGAACCCGACGUCGUCGAGGCGACGCUAUCGAGGCUGCCGGCGGCGUCGGCGCUGCCGCUCUUAAACAACCUGGCGGAGCGACUUGAAAGGAGACCCCGCGACGCGCCGCGCCUCGUCCCCUGGAUCCAGGCCACGCUGAGGCACCACGCUGCCCAUUUGGCGAACCACCCUGGCGCGCGCGACGCACUUGCCCGUUUGCAACAUGUCGUGGCGGAGCGGGUCCAUUUGUUACCCAAGUUGUUGGCGCUCCAGGGCAAGUUCGACCUGUUGCUGCGGCGCGCGGCGGCGGCGCGCGCGGCGCCGGCCGGCGGGCCAGCCGUCGAGGCGGUGCCCCGGCGCACGGUCGCGGCCGACCCGUCCGACGACGAGAUGGCGGAUGAUGACGACGAGGAGGAGGAGGAGGAGGAUAGCAGCAGCAGCAGCAGCAGUUCCGGCUCCGGCGACGGCGGCGAGUCGUCGUCGGGCUCGGACAGCGACGACAGCGACUAGGAGUAAGGAAGGGUAGUUAUUUGAGGAGACGAGGAAGGAAACUCGGGCGACGAACAGCAACAGCGAC
Messenger RNA from Pelagomonas calceolata, 1979 nucleotides. Lineage: Eukaryota; Pelagophyceae; Pelagomonadales; Pelagomonadaceae. The record is from the annotation of a GenBank genome assembly.